Messenger RNA from Mauremys mutica (yellowpond turtle), 1612 nucleotides. RefSeq names its product olfactory receptor 5V1-like. Bases 1 to 939 code for a protein of 312 amino acids. Gene Ontology annotation, biological process: G protein-coupled receptor signaling pathway. The record is from RefSeq and is a predicted model, not a curated record. Gene Ontology annotation, cellular component: membrane. The transcript has a single exon. Lineage: Eukaryota; Metazoa; Chordata; Testudines; Geoemydidae. Gene Ontology annotation, molecular function: olfactory receptor activity; G protein-coupled receptor activity.
AUGGAAGCUAAAAACCAAACUACAGAGUUUGUGAUGGUAGGGUUUGCCACUCAUCCAGAGCUUCAGAACUUGCUUUUCGUGGUGACUUUCAUCAUGUACAUGGUGUCGUUGAUGGGGAAUAUCCUCAUCAGUGCCACAGUUUGGCUUGACCCGGCUCUUCACACCCCCAUGUACUAUUUCAUCUCCAAUUUGUCCUUGGUUGACAUCUGCUACACCACGGUCACCAUCCCCAAGAUGCUGGAGAACCUGCUUUCUCAGGACAGAACCAUCUCUUUCACUGGCUGCGCUGCCCAAUUGUACUUCCUUCUUUCGCUAGGGACCACUGAAUGCUUCCUCCUUGCUGCCAUGGCAUAUGACCGCGUCUUGGCCAUCUGUAACCCUCUGCGGUAUGUGGUCCUCAUGAACAAGAGCCUGUGUGUCCAGCUGGUGGCUGGCUCCUGGGUCAGUGGUUUGCUGCUCUCCUUGGGUCAGACCUCACUCGUCUUCACCCUGCCCUUCUGUGGGGACAACCGGAUCAACCAUUUCUUCUGUGACAUUCCACCCCUCUUGACCCUGGCCUGCGGAGUCACCGCCAUGAAUGAAAUUGCCGUCUUUGUAGCUGGGAUGUUAAUCACACUGAUCCCUUCUUUGUUGAUACUGGGGUCCUAUAUCCACAUCAUCUCCACCAUCCUGAAGAUCACAUCGGCCCACGGCAGACACAAAGCCUUCUCCACCUGCUCCUCUCACCUCAUAGUCAUCACUCUGUUCUAUGGCUCUGCCAGUGCCAUAUACUUGCGACCCAGGUCCAGCUAUACCCCGGAGAGUGACAAAUUUCUGGCCCUGCUCUACUCUGUGGUGACACCCACAUUAAACCCCAUUAUCUACAGCCUGAGAAGCAACGAUAUCAAUAGAGCCCUGAGGAGAGUCAUAACCUCAAAUAUAUUUCUUUUCAAGAUGUGAACAGAGGAACACGGCCCGAUCCGCUCCUCGUUUACUCUGGUUUAAUGGCAACAUUGCUCCAUUGUCUUCCCUGGAGUUGUGACAGUUUUGUGGGUAAUCAGGAUGGUGGGUCACCUCGUUACUGAAGGCAAGGGGGUGAGAGGGAGUCUUUCAUGUGAUAUAUGUGAUACCACCAGCCUAUCCACCUAUCAAGCACUGUCCUCUGGGCUACAUCAGCUCUAACUUCACCUUGCAGUUUAUCAACAGGUGCAUGCCAGUCUUUCAUCCCCUUUGAAAUAUUUUCCUGACACUGGCUACUUACAGAAAUUCCUGAUCCUCUGCCCCUAAAGAUGCCACAUAUCCCAGUUUACUAGUUUUACCUUAAACCUGCGGUCUUGUAAACCACACAGCACUUGUGAGUGCUUACAAUAAACCAAAAGGAGGUUUAGUGUAAGAAAGGAUAAGAAUUAAAGAAGGGAGUGGAGGAAACAAAUGGUUAAAAAGUAACACAAAAUAUGAAUCUGAGUCUACACUUAUCAGUCACUACCUUUCCUACCUAGUAAGUUAGACCCCCCUCUUCCUCUCCAACUUCAGUCGGUUGCCGAGCUGACUGGCAUCUCAUUGCAUUACUCACACACCAUACUAUAGGGUCCCCUAAUUCAAUGUCUCUGGGAGAACACAAAGUAAUAAUUUC